Aspergillus niger is the source of this 963-nucleotide messenger RNA. RefSeq lists its product as hypothetical. The record is from RefSeq and is a predicted model, not a curated record. Bases 1 to 963 code for a protein of 320 amino acids. The transcript has 6 exons. Lineage: Eukaryota; Fungi; Ascomycota; Eurotiomycetes; Eurotiales; Aspergillaceae.
AUGAUGCCGCGAAAAGGCACUUGGGGUCGGACUGGAAAAGCGAAAGCGGAGAGACCAACGCUGGCCGUGUCAGGCGGUUUCGUCCUCCAGGCUUUUUGGCCCGCCACCCUUUUGCCUCUCUUUUCGCUCUCCCUGGAUCUUCUCCAGGUCCUCUCUCGCCCGGAAAUUAUAUCUAUCAACUUGGACCAUCGCGGAACCGACAAGUAUGAGCGAUAUUGUGCCGCGUCUUUGCGCCCUUACGACCGUGAUGACCAAUUUCCUUCGGCGUUCUUCCUCUGCCUCUCGGGGUUUGCCACCGAAUUCAGCAUCCGACAACCUGACCCCCUUCUGACUGAAGAUCUACCUGGUGACUUUCUUUGCUACACAGUCCUAGACUUCCCCAGUGGUAUUUUCCCUUGGUCAACCAAACUUCAUAUCUACAGUAAUAGCACGGUGUCGCUUUUCGGACAGUGCCCCCAAGGUCGCGCGCAUAACCCAUCUUCUCGAACGGUCCCCAUUUACCAGAACAAGCGGAGUCCUGCUCUCUUUCUCGGCCUUGGUCACGAGUUCACCCCCCCUUCAUGUCGCUGGUGGUACGACUACAACGCUAAGUCCCCCAGGUACACCGGUCGUCAUGACCCUUUAGGGGCUAUCAUCCCAGGGGGCAGAAGGAUGUCGUUGGUAGACACCCCUGCUAGAGUCCUAAGGCUAAUCAACCAGUCCUUUCAUCAUUGUCCUGGAAAAUCUGGCAAGCAAUCAACAAUCAAAGCCUCCCCUUACCCCUCUAUCACAAAGCGCACAGACAGUCCGUCACAUUCUAUGAUUAGAAACACAGGCACAUCUAGGCGCGAACCGCUGCGGACAAGAUACCCAGCAUUAACCGCCCACGAAGAAGCCAAUGCCGGUCCGGACGAAUCACGCACGAUCAUGGAGCUUCCAGAUACACCCACAUGCAUCGAGCGGGCUGAAGAUGCUGCGAACUAG